Molecule: messenger RNA, 2299 nt
Organism: Tripterygium wilfordii
Lineage: Eukaryota; Viridiplantae; Streptophyta; Magnoliopsida; Celastrales; Celastraceae
Product: prostaglandin reductase-3
Exons: 18
Coding region: 175-2082 (635 amino acids)
Cellular component (GO): mitochondrion
Molecular function (GO): oxidoreductase activity; zinc ion binding
Source: RefSeq, a predicted model, not a curated record
CACAAAGACAUUCCUGUCAUUGACGUUAUUGCCUUCUCCGCCCAAAUUUUAUAUAAGGAAAAAAGUUUAUAUACUGUUGUUUGUUUCUGCUAAUCUGCUACAAGUUUUGCACACAAAUACAAAACUUCUUUCAUAUCUAAAUCGAUCGAUUGAGAAGUGAAGAGAGAAGAAGAAAUGGAGCUCAAACCAGGAUUAUCUGCUUUGGUCACUGGAGGUGCCUCUGGGAUUGGGAAAGCUCUUAGCUUAGCUCUUGCAGCAAAGGGAAUAUUUGUGACAGUUGUUGAUCUAUCUGAAGAAAAAGGAAGGGAAGUUGCGUCCCUUGCUGAGAGAGAGAAUGCCAAGUUCCAUUUGAAGAUGGAUUUUCCAUCUGCUAUGUUCAUCAGAUGUGACGUGACAAAGACGGGAGAUUUGGCUGCUGCUUUCCAGAAGCACUUGGCAACAUAUGGAGGGUUAGACAUCUCUAUUAAUUGUGCUGGCAUUGGUACUUCCAUUCCAUUUCAAACGGAUCAAACUGAUGGCAGUCAUUCAUGGAGGCAUACCAUAAAUGUGAACCUGAUAGCAAUCAUCGAUUGCACUCGUCAUGCGAUUAACUGUAUGCAAGCUACCCGAAAACCUGGAGUGAUUAUAAAUUUGGGGUCUUGUGCGGGUCUUUAUCCAAUGUAUAUGGACCCUAUAUACUCGGGCUCCAAAGGCGGUGUUGUUCUUUUUACUAGAUCACUUGUUCCGUACAAACGGCAAGGUAUUCGUAUCAAUGUGCUCUGCCCUGAGUUUGUUCUGACUGAGAUGGGCUUAAAAAUAGAUCCUGCAUUCAUUAAUUUGACGGGGGGAUUUGUGCCGAUGGAAAUGGUUGUGAAAGGUGCAUUCGAGCUCAUUACCAAUGAGAGUAAAGCUGGGGCAUGUUUAUGGAUUACAAAUAGAAGAGGUAUGGAGUAUUGGCCCACUCCCGCAGAAGAAGCAAAAUACUUGGUGCGUUUGUCAAGUUCUGGAAAAAGAGUCUCGUCAAGUGUCUACUACGAAGACAUUCCAAUUCCUCAGAGUUUUGAGAAAAUAAUUGUGCACACCUUGAGUCAUAAUUUUCGUGCUGCUACCUCCAUAGUGCGCAGACCGUUGAAGUUGCCCAUUGAAUCUCGCCAAGUUCUGGUGAAAAUAAUUUAUGCUGGCGUAAAUGCUAGUGAUGUGAAUUUCAGCUCAGGCCGUUAUUUUAGUGGAAGCAACCAAGAUGUCUCAUCCCUUCUUCCAUUUGAUACUGGUUUUGAGGCAGUUGGGAUAGUUGCAGCAGUGGGAGACUCUGUAAAUGGCUUGAAAGUUGGUACUCCUGCUGCAGUCAUGACUUAUGGAGCUUAUGCUGAAUUCAUAAUGGUUCCUUCAAAACACAUACUUCCUGUUGCAAGGCCUGAUCCAGAAGUUGUUGCAAUGCUUACUUCAGGACUAACAGCAUCAAUUGCCCUAGAAAAGGCAGGACAGAUGGAAUCUGGAAAGGUUGUACUUGUUACUGCUGCAGCUGGUGGGACUGGUCAAUUUGCAGUCCAGCUUGCGAAAAUAGCAGGAAACACAGUUGUUGCAACUUGUGGAGGAGUUGAAAAGGCUCGACUUUUGAAAGAAUUGGGAGUUGAUAGAGUCAUAGACUAUAAAGCAGAAGAUAUUCAAACUGUUCUGAAAAAAGAAUUUUCCAAAGGUGUUGACAUCGUCUAUGAAUCUGUUGGUGGUGACAUGUUUAAUUUAUGCUUGAAUGCAUUGGCACUUUAUGGACGAAUGAUUGUGAUUGGAAUGAUUUCUCAGUAUCAAGGAGAGCAUGGAUGGAAACCUUUAGCUUAUACUGGACUGUGUGAGAAGCUCUUAGCAAAAAGCCAAACCGUGGCUGGUUUUUUCCUGAUACAAUAUUCUCACUUAUGGAAGGAACACCUUGAUAGACUAUAUCAUCUUUUCUCUAUGGGACAGCUUAAGGUUGCCAUAGACCCCAAAAAAUUUGUGGGCCUCCAGGCCGUUCCAGAUGCUGUUGAGUAUCUUCAUUCGGGUAAAAGUGCAGGCAAGGUGGUUGUCUGCAUUGAUCCAACUUUUGUUCCAAAAGCCUCAAAAUUAUAGGCAAGUAUUGGUAAAAGUUACCUAACUGGAUGUAAUUCCCACCUUUAAACAAAUAAUAAUGUUUGUGACAAAUUGCGAGCACAAGCCUACAAAUGCAAUAAGAUGACAAUAAAAGGGAGCCAUGUUCCUUUUUGGCUUUUUCAGUAAAUGGAUUCAAUAUGAAUGUCUACUUCUUCAUGUUUUGAUCUAUAUUAUAUCUAUAGGGUCUCCUUGCAUA